AUGCCGUUCGCUCAACGGCGCACCCUUAAAGUUGAUAAGCUUCAGCGUGCAGAGGAAAGAAUAAAAGGCAACGUGUGGGACAUUGAGGCGUGGAGUGUUAUUUUACGUGAUGCCCAGUCGAGAAAAAUUGAAGAUGCGCGCGAAUCAUUCGAGAGGAUUAUUGCCCAAUUUCCUACAGCGGGUCAAUAUUGGAAAAUAUACAUCCAGCAAGAGAUGAAGGCAAAGAAUUAUGAUCGUGUGGAGAAACUUUUUCAAAAGUGCCUUGUUAAGAUUUUGAACAUAGAUUUGUGGAAGCUUUACUUACAGUAUAUUAAGGAUACAAAAGGCAAACACCCGAAUUUCAAGGAGAAAAUGGCCCAAGCUUAUGACUUUACCUUGGACAAAAUGGGUCUUGAUUUGAAUUCUUACUCUAUAUGGGCUGACUAUAUUGCAUUUUUGCGAUCUACCCAAGUGCAGGGCUCGUAUGCGGAGAGUCAAAAGAUAACAGCUACCCGAAGAGUCUACCAGAGGGCAAUCGUCACUCCAAUGCUGGGCAUUGAGACGGUCUGGCGGGAUUACUGCAUGUACGAAGAUUCAAUCAAUCCACACAUCGCAAAGAAACUAACUGAAGAACGCAGCCGUGACUACAUGAACGCGCGCAACGUUACUAAGGAGUACGAGAUCAUGACGAAAGGCCUGUCAAGAAACAUUCCCUCAGUACCACCUCAAGUAACACCACUUGAAGUCAAACAGGUGGAGCUCUGGAAGAAGUACAUUCAAUGGGAAAAAGAUAAUCCUUUAAAAACUGAAGACAUCACCACGAUCACUAAACGAGUCAUGUUUGCCUACGAGCAGUGUCUCCUCUGCUUGGGGCAUCAUCCUGAUAUCUGGUACGAAGCUGCUAGCUAUCUAGAGCAAGCUAGUAAACUUCUCACUGGAAAAGGGGACCAAGCGAUGGCUUCGCAAUUCGCCGACGAUACGGCGGCAAUGUACGAAAGGGGUAUUAAUUUGCUAAAAAAUAACAUUAUGCUUUAUUUCGCCUAUGCGGAUUACGAGGAGGGUAGGUGCAAAUAUGCCAAAGUUCACAGCAUUUACAAGAAACUCAUCUCCAUGGAUAACGUCGAUCCAACUCUGCCGUACAUUCAGUACAUGCGGUUUGCACGUCGCUGUGAGGGCAUUCUGUCAGCGCGCCUGGUCUUCAAGUUGGCUCGUGACGAUCCCCGUGUUGGUUAUCAGGUCUUCGUGAGUGCGGCUCUGAUGGAGUACUUUUGUAGUAAGGAUAAAACAAUUGGACAGAAGAUAUUUGGACUGGGCAUGAAGCGCUUCGCAGGCAACUCCGAUUUCGUGCUGUGCUAUGUUGAGUAUAUGUCUCAUCUCAACGAGGAUAACAACACUCGAGUGCUUUUUGAACGCGCUCUGGGGACCGAUGAGAUCCCCGCCGAACGUGCUCGAUCUAUCUGGGCUCGAUUCUUGCAGUUCGAACUUCAGGUUGGUGACCUUGCCAGCGUUCAGAAAAUUGAGAAACGUCGACUCAAAGCAAUCGAGAAUGUGAAGGAAUUUCAAGGGCGCGAAACAGCUCUUUUGAUUGAUCGUUAUCGUUUUCUAGACCUCUUUCCCUGCUCUGAAUCGGAACUGAGGUCACUUGGAUAUCGGGAGUUGGCAAAGCUUAAUGUGACCGGUGCAGGGGGCGCCUUCUUGCAUUCGGUGGGUUCAGGUGCUCCAGGUGAGGAUGCACAGGGUGGCAUCGGCGGUAGCGGUUCGAAUCAGUCGGCCCUGCCGCUUGCUGACGCGGGCGACGGAUCAAGCAUCCUGUCUAGCGGCGGCACAAAGCAGCCCACAUUCCCACAGCCUGACUUUGCGCAAAUGCUGCCCUUUAAACCAAAGGCUUACCCGCGUACUGGCAGCCACCCUGUUGCUGGUGGCGAGUUUCCUCCACCCCCUGCUGCCUCCGCUCUCAUCCACAUGCUGCCCCCUCCCGAGUGCUUUCACGGGCCCUUUGUGCAGGUGGAUAAGUUCCUAGAACACUUCCUCAAUCUUGAUAUACCCGAGGACUACAUCACACAGGUGAUGGCAGAAUCGGAAGACUUGGCGAUGACCAACAUUGAUGCGGGUACUGCAAUUUCCAUCGAGAUGUCCAACGCGGCACCACAGCAAGUAUUUUUGGCAGCGGCAGUACGUCGACGCAAGCAGCUACAACAGCAAGAUAAUGUGGUGGCAGGGAGGAAGCGCUCCGCCACAGCAACCACUAACGCCUUUGGGGACUCUGAGGAUGAGGCGGAGCCAGAAGAGGAGGACGAAAAUGACUCGGCUUUCAACGACGAUGCCGAGGCUGGUGGUAGCAGCGGUGGCUCGAAUGUCACCUCAGGAGUUCUUGACAUCUUCAAGCUGCGACAGACUAAACGCCAUAAUGUUGCCUGA
Echinococcus granulosus is the source of this 2397-nucleotide messenger RNA. RefSeq names its product Cleavage stimulation factor subunit 3. Gene Ontology annotation, cellular component: nucleus. The record is from RefSeq and is a predicted model, not a curated record. The transcript has 11 exons. Gene Ontology annotation, molecular function: protein binding; mRNA binding. The coding region runs from base 1 to 2397 and encodes 798 amino acids. Gene Ontology annotation, biological process: mRNA 3'-end processing. NCBI's taxonomy places the organism in Eukaryota, Metazoa, Platyhelminthes, Cestoda, Cyclophyllidea, Taeniidae.